Messenger RNA from Labeo rohita (rohu), 1567 nucleotides. Its product is annotated as 5-hydroxytryptamine receptor 3A. Gene Ontology annotation, molecular function: extracellular ligand-gated monoatomic ion channel activity; transmembrane signaling receptor activity; neurotransmitter receptor activity. Gene Ontology annotation, cellular component: neuron projection; synapse; membrane. The transcript is spliced from 9 exons. The coding region runs from base 179 to 1345 and encodes 388 amino acids. Lineage: Eukaryota; Metazoa; Chordata; Actinopteri; Cypriniformes; Cyprinidae. The record is from RefSeq and is a predicted model, not a curated record. Gene Ontology annotation, biological process: chemical synaptic transmission; signal transduction; monoatomic ion transmembrane transport.
CAGAAACAAAACUCACAACGACACUGACCAAGCCAGAUAAUUGAAUAAUUGUAUAAAAUUACUGAAUAAAAAUGGUACGAAAUUACGUUUUAUCAUCGACGGUUUGGCGUCCACUGCUGGAAACUGCAGUUACAAGGCGCUUAUCGAACAUCUGGGCUUAGGCAGUGAUGACAUUCAGAUGACCUCCAUGCGGCCCGUUUUAAAAUGGAAAACCCCUACCUAUGUUUUUGUAGACCUCCUAGUGACCUCCAUUACAGAAGUGAAUGAAAAAGCCCAGAGCCUUUCAACACAAGUCACAGUUAUCCAUGGUUGGGUGAAUCAGUUCACAGUAUGGAACCCAGAUGACUUCUGUGGAAUCACUGAAUGUUCUGUUAAAAAGGAUAUGAUUUGGACUCCAGACAUCAGCAUCACUGAAAGCAUCAAGACAGAGUUUGCAACAAUGGAAAAUCAGUAUGUCCAGCUGUUGAAUGCAGGCAUUGUUGUGACAUCUAACACUUUUACUGUGACCAUGGCCUGCAAGAUGAACCUGCACCAGUUUCCCUUUGACGUCCAAAGCUGCACUUUUACCCUUCAGUCUCCAAUCCAUACAACCGAGGAGCUCAUAAUCAACCCAGUCUCUGAUGCUUCAUUUCUGACCCUCAGCUCGAAGAAAGCCUUUCAGACUCAAGGAGAGUGGGAGCUCCUCAGUUUAAAUACGUCUAAAGCCAAUGUCAGUACUUUCGGACAUCCACAGGAUCAGCUGAUAUAUAAGAUCACCAUCAAGAGAAGACCUUUACUGUAUGUCAUCAACUUUCUAAUGCCAGUACUUUACUUCCUCAUUCUGGAUUUGGCCUCCUUCUUCAUCGAUUCAAGUGGAGGAGAGAAGUUGGGUUUUAAAGUAACUCUGCUUCUGUCUGUUUCUGUGUUGCUGCUGCUUCUCCAAGACAUGCUGCCCUCUACUGCCAAUGAUAUUCCACUGAUUGGGAUUUAUUGUAUUGUCAUCUUCACUCUGAUGGCCAUCAGCGUUCUGGAGACCAUUUUUGUGAAUUUUCUGAUUGCUAAAGGAAAUCGGACCGUUUCAGUAAGACCAAAGGAAAGCUCAUCUGCUCUUUCUGAUGCAGUGAAGGACACUAAGAGUCCUCCAGACUCAGAAACAGACAGGAAUGAAGAGCGUCUGUACACUCUUGACAUCCUGAAGCAGAUCCUCGUGGAGUUUCAGGCUGCUGCUACUCAGCAAAACCAACAAGAGAGGAAAUGCCUGAGCUGGACCAGAGUGGCAACAAUAGUAGAUGUGAUCUUUUACUUUCUGUAUGUAAUCGCAGUUAUUGUGUUUCUGAUAACACUGUCCAAAGCUUGGUUCCCAUGAGUAAAUGCCCCUUAUAGGCCUGUGCAUGAGAUGGAAAGACUUCUUCUGCAUGACUCAUUACAAUACAGAUGAGCCAGUUGCACAUUAUAUAUACUAUAUAAGACUGUGAUAUGUAUUUGUGGGAGGAAAAUCAUAUAGAUUGUGAAUUGCAAUCCAUUCUUUAUUAAAAAUGACAUGACAACAACUGUAGCAAUGGAAUUUGUGAAAUCACAUUUUUGUUAA